This is a messenger RNA of Cryptococcus wingfieldii CBS 7118, 1263 nucleotides long. RefSeq lists its product as hypothetical. The coding region runs from base 1 to 1263 and encodes 420 amino acids. The record is from RefSeq and is a predicted model, not a curated record. Lineage: Eukaryota; Fungi; Basidiomycota; Tremellomycetes; Tremellales; Cryptococcaceae. The transcript has a single exon.
AUGUCCAGCCCACAGUCUAAUAAUACUCGAUCAACGAUCUUCGCCACAACAAUUCUCCUCGAUGGCUGUCUUCCCACCCUCGGUUUCAGCAGGGGUAAAGUAGAGAAGGAAGUGGAACCCCCGCGCAUGGAGGUACGACGAUCAUCUCUCCUCAGCUUUCGCGACGACGGUGAUGGCGGAGAAGAAGUGCAAGUACCUCCGCCCGUAGAGGUUGCAGAAGCAGCGCAGGAGUACAUGAGCACGGUCUCUCUUACAUUGGAGCAAGAGCAGGAUGCACUCUCCCGGCUCACGCUGCCACAAUGGGGAGACGCAACAACAAAGUACCGACGGUACACUUCCGAAGCUCUUACCGCCCGGCAGAACCAGUUGUCAGCUAUCAUGAGCGACGUGUAUAGCUCCAGGGACGCAUGGCCAUUCAACUAUACCCUUCACCCUAAGCUGGAAGAGUUUCUACAUGAUGGCGGUCAACUGGUUGGCCCGGAUGACAUUGCCAUGGACCACAAGGAAUACUUGAAAAGAUCGCAACGCGCGGUGAAGAGCGCGAGAGGUUUCGAUGAGCUAUGUGAGGCGUCACCGGAUACUGUCAAGAUAGCUUUUACUACCGAACUCAAUCGACCCUUGCAGCUGGUGAGAGCCCCCUCUCUACUCUCGCCAGAUGGGGAGAGUGGCGGAAGGUCGCUGAUCGGCUGGUCGUUAUCGCAUCCCGAAGUAAGUAUCGGGUGUCGAGUCACGGAUGAUUCUCCUCAAUGGGUCAUGAGGAACGAAGGCGCCCAGAAGGCGUAUGGUGACUCCGUUAAGGCGGACAUUGAAGCUUCCGAGCAUGAUAUAAAAUCCCUUACGCUAAGCCCAGAGACGACGGCGGACGACUUUGCGGAAUAUACGCAGCGCUAUGAGAAUAGUGUAUUUGUAAAGGCGGCCUACCUCACGGCGAAGCGACUGACAUACGUGGACGACGGGGAGUGUACGGAUGAGGGGAUGCUACGUGAACAAAUGGAGACGGACGGCGAAGACACGGCUGAUGUUCGGCUUGUUGAUGGGCAUCUGGUGAAAGCCGCCUGGCUGAACCCUUGCAUGUACGCUGUUGUGACUGGACAAUUGCCUAGAGAGCGAGGUUUCUACACCAGUAGACACGAGGAAUAUAAGAAUUCCAUCAAGGAAGGUCUUGCGGUGAUGCAGAGCGAGCUCGAUCAACAAGAAAGAAGGGCCGAGACAGCUGAUGUUGGGUCAUCCGCCGCUACGACUUGGGGCACCUGGUCAAUGUAA